This is a messenger RNA of Charadrius vociferus (killdeer), 858 nucleotides long. Its product is annotated as probable G-protein coupled receptor 19. The record is from RefSeq and is a predicted model, not a curated record. The annotation marks the transcript as partial. NCBI's taxonomy places the organism in Eukaryota, Metazoa, Chordata, Aves, Charadriiformes, Charadriidae. Gene Ontology annotation, cellular component: membrane. The transcript has a single exon. Gene Ontology annotation, biological process: G protein-coupled receptor signaling pathway. Gene Ontology annotation, molecular function: G protein-coupled receptor activity; peptide binding.
UGGAUGCUGGGGAAUGUGAUGUGCAAGCUGGUAAGGUAUGUACAGUACCUCACUCCUGGAGUCCAGAUCUAUGUGCUCCUCUCAAUAUGCGUGGAUCGAUUCUACACUAUCGUCUACCCCCUGAGCUUCAAAGUGUCCAGGGAGAAAGCCAAGAAAAUGAUUCUGGCCUCUUGGCUUUUUGAUGCUGUCUUUGCAUCACCAGCUUUUUUUUUCUAUGGCUCCAACAGGGAUGACCACUGCAACUUUUUUCUCCCCAAUUCUUGGGAAGGAGUCAUCUACAGUAUCAUCCACCUCUUGGUGGUGUUUUUGAUCCCAUCCCUCCUCAUUAUCCUCUUCUACCAGAAAGUUGUCAAGUACAUUUGGAGAAUAGGCACCGAUGGCAUGACUGUCAGAAGGACGAUGAAUAUUGUCCCAAGAACAAAGGUGAAAACCAUCAAGAUGUUCUUAAUGUUAAACUCAGUGUUUCUCCUGUCCUGGCUACCUUUUUAUGUGGUACAGCUGUGGCACCCGCAGGAAACAGACUACAGAAAGAGCUCCUUGGUUUUCCUGGCCAUCACUUGCAUCUCUUUCAGUUCUUCAGCCUCUAAGCCAACCCUCUACUCAGUGUACAAUGCAAACUUCAGAAGAGGGAUGAAAGAAACUUGUUGCAUGUCCGCCAUGAAAUGCUACAGAAGCAACGCGUACACCAUCACCACCAGUUCCAGGAUAGCAAAAAAAAACCACGUUGGGAUCGCAGAAAUCCCAGCUCCGGCCAAACCUGUCACCAAAGACUCCAUCUAUGACGCUUUUAACAGAGAAGCAAAGGAAAAAAAGCUUGCCUGGCCUAUUCAGUCUAAUCCCCCAAAUACAUUUGUCUAG